UUUUUUUUUUUAUUUUUCAGAGAGAUUGAAACCUUCACAGAUGAAGAGCUUGGAAUGAAAUUACAAGCCACUCUCCAGCUCGCUCUUCAGUCGAGCGAUUUCAAUGCGAUUAAAAGCAUCGUCGAAAACGACAGCUUUGACGUCAACUGGCGUGACGUCACACACGACCUCCAGAGCGUGGUGAUGAAAUUAUGCUACGUCAACCUCAGUGACGUAGAAAUCAUUCAACUAUACGACGCCAUUUUCGAAAAGGACCCGGAUUUAAAUCUACAAGAUUCCCACGGCCGCACGGCGCUGAUGCACGCGUGCAUUGCCGGAAAAGAGGAAUUAUCGGAAUACCUGAUCAGUGACCCCACCACGAGAAUUGAAGUGUUCGAUUUUGACGGGAACUCUGUGUUGUCGCAUGCUGUAAAAGUGCAGCAUCUUCGGACGGUCAGGAGACUAUUAGACCACCCUAACGGGCACCUGCUAGUAGAGGUCUAUAACAGUAUUGGCCAGAGACCAAUUGACAUCGCAAACAAACAAGAAAAGAGAGAAAUUUAUACUCUACUACAGUCCCAUCAAACGGAGCGCCAACCACAGACGAGGAAAACCGUACUUCCGCCCGCAUUCUCACCUCAGAACGAGGCUGCACUCAGACUGGCAACCAGAAAUAACUCUGUGAUGGACAAUGAUAAAUGUACACCAAGAUCAACGUAUAUUGAUGACGAAACUCCUCAUCUUUACCUGACGUCACCGAAACUGAGAAGAAAGAAACACAGAAGAUCCAAUAACAAUUUGCAAAUGGAAACGUCACUUCCUGCCAUUAACUCAAAUACAAGUAGUGUCAAACAUUCGACACCAAGGCAAGAUGACAAAGCAAAACUAAAAAAAGGAAAACAAAGAGAAAGGAAGAAUUCUAUUUCUCUUCCGGAUCUUCGUGACUCCCCGGGGGGUUUAGUAACUUCCGGUGGAAAUACCCCGAGCGAAAAUUACGACUACUCAUCAGAUUCAGACUUUAGUGAUGACGCAAUUGUUGACCUCUCCUACGGGUCACCGAGAAAAUCAGUAGAGCGUGUCGUGAAACGAAGUGCAUCAGAAAAGCAUAUUGGAUUUCCGAGCAUUGCUAAAGGAAAAGAUGCCGCGAAUGUGAAGCGGACUCUAACAGAAGGCAGUGUGUACAGUAACAGCGACGGCAAGUUAAACCGGCUAAAACUGCUUCAGAAAAGUAUGUUAAGUUAAACCGGCUAAAACUGCUUCAGAAAAGUAUGUUAAGUUAAACCGGCUAAAACUGCUUCAGAAAAGUAUGUUAAGUUAAACCGGCUAAAACUGCUUCAGGGGAGUUGAACCGGCUAAAACUGCUUCAGAGGAGUAUGUUGAGUUAACUGUUUAGAAUUUUCCUUACUUCUUGGAAUGCGUUUAUUUGAAUUCUAAGUAGAUGUGAUCUAUUUGAGUUUCUUAGUAUGCGUUUAAUGAACAUGAGUUCAUAAAAAUAAAGUAGAGUUCACGCCCUUCAUUGUGUAUGGAAGUUAGGAUUUUGUGAAAGCUGCAAAUUGAAAACAGGUCAGUGCUCAGUUUUGAGGGGCGUUUUCAGUUGA
Molecule: messenger RNA, 1577 nt
Organism: Ostrea edulis (European flat oyster)
Lineage: Eukaryota; Metazoa; Mollusca; Bivalvia; Ostreida; Ostreidae
Exons: 2
Molecular function (GO): protein binding
Source: RefSeq, a predicted model, not a curated record